AUGAUAUUUAUGGAGAAUAGAUCUGAAAUAAAUGAGUUCAUCCUCCUAGGAUUAACAGAUGUGCCAGAGCUUCAGACUCCACUCUUCAUAAUGUUCACCCUCAUCUACCUCAUUACCAUAGUAGGGAACCUGACAAUAGUAGCUCUGAUCUCCUUGGAUACCCACCUCCACACACCCAUGUACUUCUUCCUUAGUAACCUCUCUCUGGUGGAUUUUGCCUACUCUUCAACUGUUACUCCCAAAGUGAUAUCUGGGCUCCUCACAGGGGACAAGGUCAUCUCCUAUAACGGAUGCGCUACACAAAUGUUAUUUGUUGCAGCCUUUGCUGCUACUGAAAGUUUCCUCUUAGCCUCCAUGGCCUAUGAUCGCCAUGCAGCUGUGUGUAAGCCACUACAUUACACCACUACAAUGACUUCAACAGUGUGUGCAUAUCUGGCCAGUGGGUCUCACCUCUUUGGUUUUUUGUACUCCUCCAUACUCAUAGGACAUACAUUUAGCCUUUUCUUCUGCAGGUCCAAUGUGGUCCAUCACUUUUUCUGUGAUCUUCCCCCUCUCCUAGCUCUUUCUUGCUCAGAUGUUCACAUUGUUGAGUUGAUAAUCUUUAUCUCAGGCCCAUUUACUAUCUUUUUCCCAAUUCUUGUCAUCCUUGCCUCCUAUUUGUUAAUCUUCAUCACCAUCCUGAAGAUACGUUCUGCUGAAGGCCGCCAGAAAGCUUUCUCCACCUGUGCUUCCCAUCUCACAAUAGUGGUUAUAUAUUAUGGGACAAUCAUCUUCAUGUACUUCCAACCCAGCUCAACACAUUCAAAGCACAUAGACAAAAUAGUGUCAGUAUUCUAUACCAUAAUCAUCCCCAUGUUGAACCCUCUUGUCUAUAGUCUGAGAAACAAAGAGGUCAAGAAUGCUUUUAGGAAAGUUGUAACUGGACAGAAACUUUAA
Messenger RNA from Monodelphis domestica (gray short-tailed opossum), 936 nucleotides. Its product is annotated as olfactory receptor 5B12-like. Gene Ontology annotation, biological process: G protein-coupled receptor signaling pathway. NCBI's taxonomy places the organism in Eukaryota, Metazoa, Chordata, Mammalia, Didelphimorphia, Didelphidae. Gene Ontology annotation, cellular component: membrane. The record is from RefSeq and is a predicted model, not a curated record. Gene Ontology annotation, molecular function: G protein-coupled receptor activity; olfactory receptor activity.